Messenger RNA from Ectocarpus sp. CCAP 1310/34, 585 nucleotides. NCBI's taxonomy places the organism in Eukaryota, Phaeophyceae, Ectocarpales, Ectocarpaceae. The record is from the annotation of a GenBank genome assembly.
AUGCAGAUUGAGCGGACUCGCGGUGGAGUGAGAGAGCUCAUAUCCGGUAUAAGCUUCCCACCUCCGACCCCGGAGUCCCGCCGAUCUUGCCCUCACUGUCCCAUGACCUUCGUGAAUGAGCAAGGCCUUGGGAUCCACGUGAGAACGCAGCACAGUAGUGUAAACAUGUCCAACGGCGUGCGGCUGCGGCGCAUGUUACGGAAGGAUGUCGGAGGGAGUGUCCUGCCGUGGGAAGCAGCCGGGCCUGGGCGUUGUUGGCACGUGAAGGUCGAUCAUGCGACGGAGACGGCUUCGUUUGUCCUCCAGCGGAAGCGCUUUCUCGAUCUCGACUUGGAGAGCGACGGCUUUAUGGACCGCAAACCCAAGGACACUCGUGGGGCUCCCAAGCACAGGCGAUACGACUUCAGGUUCAAAGCCCACGCGGUCAAUCAGCUGCGCAUCCUCCAGGACAACGCCGAGGACCUCUGGAAGGAGGAGCAGCGCACGCCUCUUCAGUUCUUGGAGGAUCGUCUCAAGAUUCCCUACAGCAAUAUAGUGAGGCCAAGAACGAGAAGGAACUGGUCGCGGCGGCAGCCGAUGACGUAA